This is a messenger RNA of Electrophorus electricus (electric eel), 2932 nucleotides long. RefSeq lists its product as uncharacterized. Gene Ontology annotation, molecular function: RNA polymerase II cis-regulatory region sequence-specific DNA binding; DNA-binding transcription factor activity, RNA polymerase II-specific. NCBI's taxonomy places the organism in Eukaryota, Metazoa, Chordata, Actinopteri, Gymnotiformes, Gymnotidae. Gene Ontology annotation, biological process: regulation of transcription by RNA polymerase II. Gene Ontology annotation, cellular component: nucleus. The record is from RefSeq and is a predicted model, not a curated record.
GGCAGUGGUGUGUUUUCCUGUUGUUGUAGGCUGUCUUUGGUAAACACAACAGAGUUCCGGUGAAUAUCAAAUUUCUGCCUGUACGUCUGGUAACCGAUGAAUUUCGUCGAUAAUUUAAACAAAUGGGCGAGUAGAGUGGAUAUGGACUACGGGAACAAACUGAACCAGGCUCUCUCCUCUAGUACUAAAUUUCUACCCACAGCAGGACCGCGGAGUGCUGUACCAUUUCAGCACUAUGGUCGUCCGUUGGGGCACAGUGUGAAAGUCAAAGAGGAAGACGAAAGUGUCGAAGAUUUCUUCCAUUUUGCCCAGCAUCUUCAGCAGCAAACAGGAGAGUGCCUCACGGCUUGCUGCGGUGGUGCAAAUCCAAAAACCGCUCCUCUCAGUACCCCUCUCGCUGCACCCCUUGCUGCUCCUCUCACUAGUCCGCCACCCAAACCGAGUAGCCAGCCGUCGGCAGACAGGCCAUACCACUGCCAGGACUGUGGCAAGUAUUUUAGAAUCAGUGACAUUAAGCGUCACCAGAGAAUUCACAGCGGUGAGAGACCAUUCCCUUGCUUUCAGUGUGGUAAAAAUUUCCCCACAUCGGGGGAUCUAAAGAGGCACGAGCGUAUCCACACAGGGGAACGACCGUAUCACUGCCUGCAGUGUGGUAAGAAUUUUUCUGAUUCAGGGCACCUGAAGCAGCACGAGAGGAUGCACACAGGAGAGAGGCCUUACCAGUGCCCGCAGUGCGCCAAACGCUUCUACAGGUCCGGGGACCUGAAGAGACACCUCCGGAUCCACAGUGGGGAGCGGCCAUACAAGUGCCCCCAGUGUGACAAAACCUUCUCAGAUUCUGGACACUUGCGGGGCCAUCAGCGCAUCCACACAGGAGAGCGUCCGCACCGCUGCACUCUAUGUGAGAAGAGCUUCUUCAGGUCAGGCGAUCUGAAGAGGCAUCACAGGACGCAUACUGGUGAGAGACCCUACCAGUGCUACCAGUGCGGCAAGAGCUUCUCCGAGUCGGGUCACCUGAAGGAGCACAGGAGGAUUCACACGGGUGAGAAACCAUACCAUUGCAACCAGUGUGAUAAGAGCUUCUCCAGGCUGGAGCGUCUGAAGGGGCACCAGAGCAUCCACACGGGGGAGAGGCCCUUUCACUGCGCCCAGUGUGGGAAGAACUUCUUCAGGUCUGGGGAGCUGAAGAGACACCAGAGGAUACAUAAUGGAGAGCGGGCGUGAAUUCACUGGCAUUUAGGGCUACCUUUUUGGUCUCGGUUUUGCAGGGCAUUUAUUUUUUGUUUUAUUUCUGGCCAAUCUGACUGCUAAUGUUGCUGUACUGCAGGACUGUUUUUGAGCUGUGUAACUUACGAUUUGAGUAAGUUAAUGGGCUACUUAAGGUGUGAUUAGAAGCAGAUUUGUGAAUGACUGAAGCAAAAACCUGCAUACCUGUUGGCUCUGGACGGAGGGCCAGUCAUGCCUGUGCUAGUUGGUGUAUUUGCCCCAGGAGAUGAUGGAGAGGGCAGUUAGCUGACUGGCCUUUGACAUUCCCUCAUAAAUAUCAUGCAAAAUAAUGAAAUAUUGUUUUGGUUUGUUUUUGUUUUGUUUUUAAACAAAAAUAUAUAAUUCUGUAGAAUUUCUCUGAAACGUAUUCAUUUUUGUUUCCCACAUUUUAUUUAACAAUCCAAAACAUAAGUUAUUCCAGCUCACUUUUUUAAUUGCUACCUCUACAUGUCCUUAUUUACUGGGAAGCGCCUUUUAGAGCACGACCUGUGGUUGCCUUCCUUUAUAAAAACAGGUUCACUGUUACACACUGGCAACUUCUCUUCCAGAUUUAAGUAGUAUCCAUCUGUUAGUUCUCCCAUGACAGUCCCUAUAGACCCCCAAAAUUCCCAGUACAGUUUCAAAGUGGAGUUUAAAGUGUGAACUGUACAGUACAAUGUGUAUAUUGUAGCAAGGUAUAUUGUCAAGUGAAAGACUAGAACUGUAUAUUGUAAAGAAGGUUCUUAAUGUGUAUGCUUACUUUUCUUGUAUUUACAUUUAUUUGCUUUAAAUGUUUUUUUUUUUAAACCCUUUACAAAUGUGUGCUGAAUACAUUUCUGUUAGGUGCAGAAGCGGUCAACAGUUAUGACUGUUGACUUCAAGAUGGGACGUACGUAACUACAUGGAGAUGUUUUUUGUAAUUUUCUUUUCUUUCUAUUUUAUUUCCUAUGACGUAUCACUGUAUGUAAUGACACACAAUGGUCUUGUGAUGGCUUUUGCCACUGUCGUGGCACUGUAAAAUGCUACUGUAUUCGUCAUGUAAAGAAUACCUGGGGAGAAAUAUUCUUUGUUAAAUAUGACCCUUUGUCCACUUCCAAACUAUAUUGUCACCACGAUCUUGGAAGUAGUAUUUACCAGGUUAGAGUGUAAGUCCUUUGUUGUGAAACCACAAUUUGAGAUUCAUUAGUUUUUUUUUAAAUGUUUGGGGUCUGCACUUUUAGGUGAAUUGUGUAUUAAUCAAAUAUUUCACAAAACAUAUAAAUUAGAUUUAGUGUCUAACAUUUGUUUUUGUUGAUGCAUUUUUUUUCCAUGUUACUGUCUUUUUUUUUCCUUUCUUUUUUUUUGUAAUGUAUGUUUGUAUUUAACCAUUAAUGGAACGUGUGUUUAGUUUCAUAGGCUUUGAUUCAAUCGGAAUCGUCAACUGCAACUUCUUAAAAUAUUCUUAUACUGCAUAUUGCUCCAAAGAGAGAACCAAAAUGUGCAGCAUUUUUAAAGUAACUAGACAACAUAACAUAUUUGGGGGUACAGUGAUAGUAUUUAAGUCAUUUUUCUGAUUGAAUCCAGGCACUAGAGUAGGUGUGGUAUUUUCAAAUCCUGGGGCACCCCUUCCUUUGCCUGUGCAUGAGUGCUUUCUUCAUAUGUUAUUGUAAUUAUCUCUUAUUUGCACAAAAUAAACACAUAAUCACCA